UGGCUCUCACACACCUUACAGAUCAAGAUGAUACACUUAAAUACCCUGUUAUCAUUUGCAGAUAAACUCCUCUGUUAUCUUAUGUCGGCGCCGACAACGCUCUCAUCGAACAACGUGAAUUGAAGUACAAUAAGGGGACCAAACCACAGUCUACUGUACAUAUCUGGACCCAAGAAUGACCUGGUGUUGCCAUGGCUUUUUGAAUGGCACUUAUUCUCGGAAAACAAGGUCGAUCAAAUGCAUUGUAUGUAAUUAGUUUCAAUAUGAUUACUUUAUUUGUCCCCAAGUAGAACGACCUGAUGUUAUUUUGGCAGAGUCAAUGGCUUUUUAUCUCCGAAAAGAAGAUCGAUGACAUGUAUUGUAUGUAAUUAGUUCACAUACAAUUACUUAGAAGUGACCACUAAUGUAUAUAUCUCAUAUAAACGUCCAAAGCACCACAAAGUCCACUACAGAAACAGAAAAUAACAUGGGUUUGAUAAAAGGAGACAGUGAUCAGUUAAAACUUUUAUUUUUGGGAGAUUCCAAAUUGUCAGAUUGGUUAAACGCGUAUCAAAUCAAAGUAUGUCCUAAAAAAAUUAAUCAUACAAAGAUAUAUUGAAUGAAUACCCAGUCCGGAAGGCGUGAAGGAGAUCCAACAAGCUAGAGCACCCCCAUGGUGAAGUACUGACCUUUCUGUAUUCAAAACGGGAAGGUUGAAGGUUCCGAAACAAAACCAUGUGGCGAUUAAACAGCACGGCAUGGAUUGGCAUUUGUCUUAUAUUAUGUGCUGUUGUACUUAUACACCGUGCGGUAAAUUUAAGGGCCUAUUGUGAAACACGUGGUCACAGGAAUGCAAUACAAAUGCCAAAAACUCCACAAAUUGCAGAGAAAUUGCGCAAGUUGAAUACUGCUGCCAAGAAUGAAGAUUCGGAAAGAACAUAUAGAAUCCUAUGUUGGAUUUUGACAGACCCAGAUGACUUGGACAAUAGAACCAUUCAUGUCAAAAACACAUGGACACAAAAAUGUGAUAUUCGCUUAUUCAUGAGCUCAGCAGAAAAUAAAACUUUCCCUACGAUUGGGCUAAAUGUUAGCAGCGGCAAAAAGCAUAUUGCAGCCAAGUCAAAAGCGGCAUGGACGUACAUUUACAAUAAUUUUGCCGACAAAGCAGAUUAUUUCAUGAAAGCUGAUCCGGAUACGUACGUAAUCGUAGAUAAUUUACGAUAUUACCUUUCUCAUCACGACCCAACAGUAGCGGAAUAUUUUGGUCAUUCCAUGAAAUUAAAGCAGCACAACUUUACUUUUAUGAGCGGAGGGUCUGGACUCGUGAUCUCCAGAGAAGCUCUUCGACUUCUAGUCACAAAUGCUUUCCCACUACGACCCACCUGUAUUCCUGACGGCGUAGGGGAAGACUGGAAGACUGCUCAGUGCCUUUCCAAGGUUGGAGCUAAAGCUGUCAAUACUAGUGAUGAAUUUGGUAGAGAGAGGUUUUUACUCUAUAGACCGGAAAUACACAUCCUGGGCCUCUACCCGCCGUGGUUUUAUGAGAAAGAUCAGAACAACGCUAGACGGGGAAUAAACUGCUGUAGCGACUUUCCUAUAGCAUUCCACUACAUACGUCCACUGGAGAUGUACGUGUUCGACUAUCUUUUGAACCGUGUUCAGGUCAUGAAGACAAACUAGGAUACACGAAAGUUAUUCAAAAAGACAAGUGCACGCUGUGCUACGCCGCGCUACGUUUUAAAAAAUUCGAUCGUAUGACAUUCUUUUUCGUUCUGUGAGAAUGAAAUGGUUUUUGCCAAGUAAUAUUUCUACUGUGCAGUCAUGUGUCCAUCAUGAAUUUAGUGUUCGUGUAGUGACCAGUGAAGAAGACAGCGCGGCAACGGUGACUGGGGGACGUUGAUAAUAACACUGUUCGUGCUUACAUGACCUCGUGGUGGUCUUGCUAACUCAAAUCACUCUCACUUAAGCGUCUGGUCAGAACAAGAGGUCUACACUUAAAUGCCCCGUUAUCUUUUGCAGAUAAAUUCCUCUGUUAUUUUAUGUCGGCGCCGACAAAGCUCUCAUCAAACAACGUGAAAUAAAAGUUAGAGGGUCCAAUUAAGCCACACUAUACAUAUCGGGUCCCAAGAAUGACCUGAUGUUAUCAUGGCCUUUUGAACGGCAUUUGUUAUCUGAAUAUAGUGUCGGUCAUUUAAAUAUGACCCAAUUAACUUGAUGAACAUACACAGAGAAAUA
Messenger RNA from Lingula anatina, 2214 nucleotides. RefSeq names its product glycoprotein-N-acetylgalactosamine 3-beta-galactosyltransferase 1. The record is from RefSeq and is a predicted model, not a curated record. Gene Ontology annotation, molecular function: N-acetylgalactosaminide beta-1,3-galactosyltransferase activity. Lineage: Eukaryota; Metazoa; Brachiopoda; Lingulata; Lingulida; Lingulidae. Gene Ontology annotation, cellular component: membrane.